AUGGCCAACACGCAGCAGUCUGAGCAUUCCCCUGCUGAAAAGAUCAUGACUCUGUUGCACGAUGCCGAGAAUGACUACAAACAAAGCAAUCCAAAUUCACAAAAAUGGCAUGAACGAGCUAUUAGAGUCUUACCGGGUGGCAACACUCGUUCGAUCCUUCAUACGGACCCAUUCCCCAUCUACAUGGACCGAGGCGAAGGUAAUCGAUUGAUAGACGUUGACGGUCACGAAUACCUUGACCUAGUUGGUGAGAUGACGGCUGGUGUAUGCGGUCACUCCAACCCCAUAAUUCGCGACGCUAUCAUCUCUACAGUCACCAAAACAGGUCUGAACCUUGGUGCUACCACCGCUGCCGAGCUUGGCUUCGCAGAGCAAGUCCGAAGCAGGUUUCCCUCGAUGGAGCAAAUAAGAUUCUGCAAUUCCGGUACAGAGGCGAAUAUCUACGCUCUCAGCAUCGCACGUCAGGCGACCGGUCUGAGUAAAGUCAUCGUCUUCAACGGCGCCUACCACGGCGGGGUCUUAACCUUUGUUCACGGCGCUUCCGUGAAUACUAUUGACAGGAACGACUGGGUUAUUGGAUCUUAUAAUGAUCACGAAGGAGUACAGCGACUCAUAUCCGAGAACAGGGGAAAAGCCGCUGCGGUGCUUGUUGAGGGGAUGCAAGGUGCGGGCGGAUGUAUACCGGGAUCGGCCAAGUUCAUGCACGCUAUUCAGAAAGCGACGAAGGAAAACGGUAUACUUUUCAUCCUGGAUGAAGUCAUUACCUCCCGACUAGCUCCAGGUGGCCUUCAAUCUACAAUCCUGGACCCCCACGAUGGUGCUCCUUUGAAACCAGACAUCACGACUUUAGGCAAAUGGAUUGCCGGAGGAAUGACAAUUGGCGCCUUUGGGGGCCGCCAGGAGUUGCUCUCGAUAUAUGACCCUCGCCCAGCCUCCGAGUCGGCAAUGCAGGGAAAGCCGGCACAAAUGAGCCAUUCGGGUACGUUCAACAACAACACCCUCGCCAUGCAUGUUGGCUUAGUUGUCCUUUCAUCCGUGUACACGCCUGCAGUCUGUACAGAACUCAAUGCUCUUGGGGACUGGUUUCGUCAAGAACUGCUUGAUAGGUGCCAAGGAACGAGAAUGACGGUGACUGGGGUUGGAGCGGUGUGCAACAUCCACUUUGGUGCCCACGAGGAUCAACGUGAAAUUCUCCGGAUCGAGCACUUGGAUGAGCGACACUCGAAGGCCGAUUCGAGCUUGAGAGACUUUUUUUGGUUUCAGGCUGUUCAAAAGGGGUUCUGGAUAGCUCGCCGUGGCAUGGUGACUUUGACCAUGGGAACUACUAGAUUGGAGCUUCGGGAGUUCAUUGAAUUUGUGGAGGACUUUGCUCGAUCGACUCGGUCUCUCCUGUGCUAA
Molecule: messenger RNA, 1398 nt
Organism: Penicillium atrosanguineum
Lineage: Eukaryota; Fungi; Ascomycota; Eurotiomycetes; Eurotiales; Aspergillaceae
Product: aspartate aminotransferase family protein
Exons: 2
Coding region: 1-1398 (465 amino acids)
Molecular function (GO): transaminase activity; pyridoxal phosphate binding
Source: RefSeq, a predicted model, not a curated record